Molecule: messenger RNA, 1447 nt
Organism: Lolium rigidum
Lineage: Eukaryota; Viridiplantae; Streptophyta; Magnoliopsida; Poales; Poaceae
Product: F-box/LRR-repeat protein At4g14096-like
Exons: 4
Coding region: 1-1218 (405 amino acids)
Molecular function (GO): protein binding
Source: RefSeq, a predicted model, not a curated record
AUGACUCCGUGCAAGAGGGGCAAGAAAGCGCCUGCGGCGGCCGGCGUCGACCGUAUCAGCGCACUUCCGGAGGAGAUCCUCCACCAUGUCCUCUCUUUCCUACCGGCGCAGGAGGCCGUCCGUACGUGCCUGGUCGCACCGGGCUGGCGGCACCUCUGGAAGUUCACCACAGGCCUGCGCAUCGUCGAAUUUGAGGGUGCGAGAUCUGUUAAGGAUGUCCGGGAAUUCGUGGACUAUCUGUUUAUCCUGCGUGGGUACGGGGAUCUUAACACUUUUGAGGUCGAGCUCUCUGAGUUCUCAGAAGAGGACGUGCUCUAUGUGAACCUAUGGACCCGUUUUGCUGUGUUCUGUAAAGUUCGUGCGCUCACCCUUCACCUCCAUGACAAUAAAUUCCUCAACAUAGAAGGCCAACCUCUUGUCUCUCGGGACCUCAGGACAUUAGACCUUCGGGGAGUAUGCCUCCGAAUGGCCUUUCUUGAUUUUUCUAGCUGCCCAGCAUUGGAGGAUCUGAAGAUGCAAUAUUGCCAGAUUGAUGUUGAUAAGAUAUCGUCCCUGUCCCUGAAACGGUUGAGCAUCAUCUUUUGCCGUUCCGAUCAGUCUCAUCGAGUCCGCGUUUCUGCUCCAUGCCUCAUCUCUUUGACACUAGACAGCUUUGCUGGUAGAACCCCCCUGCUUGAAAGCAUGCCAAUGUUAGAGACUGCAGUUGUGGAACUUGGGCGUGCCUGCAGCGAUUUCUGUCACAACUACAGAAAUCAGGGUUUCUGUGGUGCUAACGGUUCUAGAUGUGUGUAUUGUUUUUCUUACAAUGGUCAAAGCAGCAAUACCGUGCUUCUUGGAGCUAUCUACAAUGCUAAACAUCUCCGGUUGAUGUCUCCAUUAGGAAUGGUGAUUUUUGCAAGGGAUUUGAAAAGUUGUCCGACAUUUAGCAAGUUAAAGACUUUGUUACUCAAUAGCUACUGGUGCGUGGGCCCUGACUUUGAUGCACUAACUUGCAUUCUCAAACACUCUCCAGUUCUAGAGAAGCUCACUCUUCAGUUUGCUUUCGAGGAACAAGAACAUAAAGUGGAAAUUAAAGGAAGCUACAGUUCAACGGAAAAACCUACUGGAAUAUCAGAACACCUGAAGUUAAUUUCUGUCAAGUAUACUGUGGUUGAUGAUAGAGUUCUCCAACUUUUGAAGUUCAUGUGCACAUUUAACAUACGAUUCAGUUUUGAGUGAGGAUGAAAGAAUCGACUUGAUGGUGGAUGUGCCAUCUCUCAAGACUCUCAACUACUGGAAACUCUAAGGCUUUAGUGUGAUGUGACGUGGAUGAUGCUAGCAUGUUUUCAUAUUUUAACUAUGAACAUCUUAUGAGUUCCAGAAAGUCCGAUGGACAAUGUAGUAGUCCUGGCUUUGAGCCUUAAAUCAUCCAACUAGACUUAUAUUAUAAUAUCAUGUUUAUUGUACU